CGCGUCGGAAACGUUCGAUUCGCUGAUGGUGUUAUCCUUCUACGAGACGGACUCGAUCUAAUCAAAAAUCCGCGCUUCAGACGCGAGGCUCAACAAUUCCUAAAAGGUCAGAAGAGAAACAGUAAAGUCAAGAGGGGGAUCGCGAACGAAGUUCAGCUAGCAUCGGAGAUCAUAGGAAAGAGCUUGGGACGACUUCCUUUCGUCACUGCGAAUGGUCAUCUCGGCCUGAGUUCUGAACGUAUAAUGCAGGGUGAUAAGAUUGCGAUUAUUGCAGGAAGCCAGGUUCCGUUUGUACUUAGACCGCGGGACAAGGACCAAUUCAGCGUGGUCAGCGAAGCCUAUGUGGACGGCAUCAUGGAUGGUGAG
Molecule: messenger RNA, 366 nt
Organism: Alternaria alternata
Lineage: Eukaryota; Fungi; Ascomycota; Dothideomycetes; Pleosporales; Pleosporaceae
Exons: 1
Source: RefSeq, a predicted model, not a curated record